This is a messenger RNA of Myxocyprinus asiaticus (Chinese sucker), 3754 nucleotides long. RefSeq names its product arylamine N-acetyltransferase, pineal gland isozyme NAT-10-like. The transcript has 3 exons. NCBI's taxonomy places the organism in Eukaryota, Metazoa, Chordata, Actinopteri, Cypriniformes, Catostomidae. Bases 612 to 1481 code for a protein of 289 amino acids. Gene Ontology annotation, molecular function: acetyltransferase activity. The record is from RefSeq and is a predicted model, not a curated record.
GUUUAAAAGUUAUUUUCUGAUUGUUGUCAGUGUGCAGCAUUGGCGGUCUUACCGUUCAUUAUGUCUAUGGGUGAAAUGUAUGUUAAGUAUAUGAGAAUCGGAUUGCAUACGAGUCGGAUAUCUAAAUAUCGGAUUUUAAAACAACACUGAAAGUGCAUAUCGGAUGCGAAAAAACUCCGAUCUCAUGAGUAAAAAAAAUUAGGAUUUUUUGUGACAGUGUAGGCCACACGCGGUCAAAGAGAAACUGAAACUGAUUUUUUUUUCUUCCCCGAAACGCCACGUUUUUAUUUAUUUUAUUUUUUUCUCCAUAUUGUCCGACGUGCUCUUAACUCUUUCUCUGCCUUCCUAACGGUUUAAUCUCCUGUACUUAAGAAAUUGUGUAUGAAAUAUACAAAGAUUGCACCGAUAGAAAGGCGGCUUCAUGCCUGAAAAAAACUAUAACAUGAAAAAAAUUACAUUUGUUCCUCAUAUUUUCGUGUUGGUGACCUAAUCCGAAACUUGCCACAUGACGUUCUGUAUGGAAAACACUGAGAACACAAAUUAAGAUUUUCAGAAGAAUAUUCAGCUCUGUUGGUCUGUUUGAAGCUCUGAAACGUACAUAAAGGAAUAUAAUGGAUCUGGGAGGGUACUUCAAAAGGAUUGGAUUUACAGGCCAAUAUGACAAAGCUGACUUGAAAACUUUGUGCACUAUCCACAAGCUGCACGUUAUGAAUAUUCCAUUUGAGAACUUCAGCUUGCACUGUGGGGAGAGGAACACCAUGGACCUGCAGAUCAUUUAUGAUAAAAUUGUCAAGAGCAAUCGUGGAGGCUGGUGUUGUGAAAACAACCUCUUGUUCUCAUGGGUCCUAAAGGAGAUGGGAUACAAAUACACCACACUAGCCUCCAAUGUGUACAACAGAGUGAAUGAUCUCAACCCCAUGGAGACUCAUCUCAUCAAUCUGGUGGAGAUUCAUGGGAAGCCUUACAUUGCUGAUGUGAGCUUUGGGGUGUCAUGCCAAAUCUGGCAUCCCUUAGAGAUGAUCUCAGGUAAAGACCAACCACAGCCUUCAGGUGUGUUCCGACUUCUAAACGAUGGGACGAGGUGGAUUCUGGAGAAGACUGGAAGAAAGCAGUUGGUCCAAGAUAAGGCCUUUUCUCAUUCCAGCCUCCUUGACAACCGCCUAACAAAAAAAAUAUUUUGCUUCACAUUAACACCCCAUAGUUCAGAUCAUUUCAUGGAGACAUGCAAAUACCUGCAGACUAGUCCAGACUCUCUGUUCAUGCUCAAAUCCAUUUGCUCCCUUCAGACGCCCACAGGCUUCAGAGCUCUGAUUGGCUGGACUUUCAGUGAGGUCACAUUCAAUCCACAGGAGGACUCAGACUUGGUAGACAUGAAAGAAAUCCCAGACUGUGAAAUAGAAGAUUUACUGCGGGAAAAGUUUAAUGUGGUGUUAGUUAAUAAAUUCACUCCUAAAAACAACAAAGCAAAGUAUUGCAUUUAGCACUCUGAAAAUACUCAUCCAUGAACCAGUGUUUAUUGUAAUACAGUUUUCUCAGUCGAUUUUAUAAAUUUCUCCAAACUGUAAUCAGUGCUCUCAAAACAAUUCACACAGCGGACGAAACAGACACUCAGUUUUGCAAAACAGUUCAAUUUCACUGCAUAAUGAAGCAACAUAUUCUUUCCUGAUAAUGCAUUUAUUAAAACUAAACACUAACAUCAAAACUAUAGAUGUGUUCUCUAUUGAAUUCAUAACAUUUUCAGCUAUAGACACACAACUCUAUGAUUGAAAUAACACAUUUAUCAUAAAAAUCCACAAUAAAGACCUUUUUUCAUCUGUUUUCAUAAAAUGCCUCUAAAUUUCUAGUUGUUCCUGCUCUUCCUCAGGAGAAUGAUGAAGAAGUUUACUUUAAAAAACAAACAAACAACAAACAAACAAAAAAAUAGCAGUCUUGCUAAAUUGUAUGGUCCUAAAGCAGCACUAUAAGCACAGGUGGUACAGUAAUUGUGGACAUUGAUUGACUGGCAUGCAGAAGAAUGGCAUUUCUCCCUCUUCUUUUUUGAGAUUGAAGUCACUGUAGAUCUGCUCACAUUAAGCCGAACACUUUGUGUGUCUCAGAGAGACCGUGAUUCAUAAUAUGACAAAUUAGAGGAACUAUCAGAUCAUCUGAGCCUCUUCUCUUCUGUGUCUUCUUUACUCUUCCACCCUGCUGUCCUCUUUCUCUCUGCUCACCAUCAUUACACCAUCUCCAUUUGGUCUUUCCUCAACUCUUUCAAUGCAGUGCUCACCCCUGAAAGAGUUGAGAAAACCUUCCCCUCCAGUUUUCUCUUCCUUUACCCACUCUACCUCUUCUCAUUUUGCACCUCUCCUUCGUGUUGUUCUUCCUCCUCUUCUUCUUCUUCCUCAUUGUUUGCUCUGAAUUUUCAUAUUUUACCUCUUUUAUAGAUAGCAAGUCAUGGCAGUUGUGUGAAAAAUUUAGUAAAUUGCAUUUUCUUUGCUGUGUGCAUUACUAACACAGCAGAUAUCAAUAUGAAGGCAUUUUGACAACCUGACGUGCAUUUGAGAGUAUGACUUUAAUUUAGUUGUUUGUGUUAACUGUUUUAAAAGCAUGAAUCUUAGAUCAGAGAAAUUUGUAUGUAGUGUUUCGAGAAAAUGAGGAAAAUCAAGAAAAAUGCACAGUCUCUUUAGGACAAUUACAAAGUGUUCAGAUGGCUGUUAAUUGUAUUGAGAGCAGUGACCUGAGUUUAGAGAAAUGCGUAAAAUCGAUUUAGAAAAACUAAUAUUAAAUGAAAAGUUUACUUUAACUGUGGCAAAUUUUGUGGCCAAAUAUAUGCAUCAAUAAAUCAAUUUCACCUUAAACUUUUUCAAAUUAUUUCAACAAAUUGCUGCUACAAUACUGUAUGUAUAGUGAUACAAUUGUGACAUCCUUAUAAACUUAUGAAAUGCACUCUCACAUGCUGAUCUCACACAGCAAACAUAUUGUGUAGUAUAAGAUUUCCAACCAUGGGAAUGUUUUAAGCAGAUUACAGGAGGCACUUGGAAAUAUUUGUAUUUGUUAAACCUAUAAAAUAGGUAAAUAAAAAAAAUAAAAAAAGAAAGAAAGAAAGAUGUGUGUUAUGUGUGCAAGUUUUAUAAUUUUGUGUGCAUAAAAUUUGUAGCAGAAAAACUGAUACUUGGCGAGUCUGCUUUUCAACCACAGUAGUGACUUAAACAAAUUAUUAACUUGUAUUUAAUGUAAUUUACAGUUUUUCUCAAUCGCUUUGGCACAAUCGUCAAAUGACUAUUAAACUUUGUCAAACUAUAUGACUAACCAUAUGAACAUUAGGUCAUCUGUUCACAUGACUAUAGUCAUUUAUAAUUGCUUUGGCACAAAAUGCAUUGAGUAAGCCUUGCAGAUCAAAAUAGUUUGCAUUCAUUUGAUAUUGAAUGAUAUUACUCUCAAAUGCAAUUAUACACAUGUUCAUUGUGUAAAUCCCUACAUGCUAAAUAGAACAACCAAUAAUCACAAUAACCUGUCACUCAUAUAUUAGAUACAUAAUAGUUGUGUGGUAUUGUUGUAAUAGUUGUCAGAUGGAUAGACUUAGGCUAGAUGGGGAACAAUUCAAUUUCCUCACAAUUUAGAGCAAUGUAUGUACAGGUAAGAAUUCAUCAUUGUACAAUACACAGUGCUGUAAUCUCCUUGUCCUUCAGUAUUGACAAGUACAACCUGUAUAUGCAGAAUCUGUUACACAAUGUGGGAUAUGUGUAACUGUAUGAUUUACAAUAUCUACUGUAAA